Molecule: messenger RNA, 918 nt
Organism: Microdochium trichocladiopsis
Lineage: Eukaryota; Fungi; Ascomycota; Sordariomycetes; Xylariales; Microdochiaceae
Exons: 1
Coding region: 1-918 (305 amino acids)
Biological process (GO): maturation of SSU-rRNA from tricistronic rRNA transcript (SSU-rRNA, 5.8S rRNA, LSU-rRNA)
Cellular component (GO): 90S preribosome; nucleolus
Source: RefSeq, a predicted model, not a curated record
AUGCCUGCUUCGAAACGACCAAAGCGGGAGCAUGACUCAACCGAGUCGGAUUCGGAUUCGGCUGAGGCAGACGAUGGGCAAGACGAUGACGAGGACGAAGAGGACGACGACUCUGAACCGGAGCCGUCCCUGGCCGCUGCGCAGAUCUCCUUCGGUGCGCUCGCCAAAGCCCAAGCCUCACUUCCCAGCACAAAUAAGAAAAAGAAGGGCAGCCGGCAGGCCAAGGCCUCAUCAGACGACGAUCAGAACUCCUCAGACGACUCCGACGGCGCCGGCCGGCGCACAAAAGAAGACCCCUCCAAGGCCCGCCGCCCUCCGAUCCCGUCACGAGCACACAAGCACGCGCCCACGGAGCAGUCCAGCAAGCGCGCCGUCACGCGGAAGCGCGAGGUGGUGCCCCAGACGGUCGUCAAGGCGCGGGACCCGCGGUUCGACCCGACCGCGGGCGCCGUCGACAGCGACAAGUUCCGCAGGGCCUACGGUUUUCUCGACGCGUACCGGGACGACGAGCUCGCGGCGAUGAAGCGCACGCUGCGGGACGCCACGGCGGCCGCGAAGCCCGGCGCCACCAAGCGCAACAAGAAGCUCAAGGACGCCCCCGUCCUGUCCGAGCACGAGCGGGAGAAGCUGAAGCGGGAGAUUGCGUCGAUCGAGUCGCGCAAGGCCGCGCAGGCGGCCAAGGACCGGCACAGGGAGCUGCUCGACCAGCACCGCAAGCAGGAGAAGGAGCUCGUCAAGCAGGGCAAGACGCCGUUCUACCUCAAGAAGGCCGAGCAGAAGAAGCAGGUCCUCGUGGACCGCUUCGCGGGCAUGAAGAAGGGCCAGGUCGACAAGGCCAUCGAGCGCAAGCGCAAGAAGGUCGUUGCCAAGGAGAGGAGGGAUAUGCCCUGGGCUCGCAGGUCGGCUAUGGAAGGGUAG